This is a messenger RNA of Phoenix dactylifera (date palm), 3301 nucleotides long. RefSeq names its product Phototropic-responsive NPH3 family protein. NCBI's taxonomy places the organism in Eukaryota, Viridiplantae, Streptophyta, Magnoliopsida, Arecales, Arecaceae. The record is from RefSeq and is a predicted model, not a curated record. Gene Ontology annotation, molecular function: protein binding.
UGGAGCAAAACAACAACAGGAAUUGCGAGCCGAUACCGGGGUUGUAAGAAAUAAGGCCAAAGACCCCACUGCUUUUGAGGUUGUUCAAAAAUAGGAGUUUGGAGCCUCUGGGCUUUCCUCCCAUUCCAAUGGCUUUUGCUGUGUUUUUUUUGAUAGAUGGGCAGUGCAUGGGUUGGUCCUCUUGCAAUUGGAAUUUGCUGCUUGGAAGCUUAUGUUGAGGAAGUGAAAGAAAGGACAGAAUAGAAACUGCGCUUUUGGAGGGUCUCCCAUCCAUCUACUCUUUCCCCAUUUUGGCUGUUUGGUUGGGGGGGAAAUUGGGGAGUGGGUUCCUUGUGGGGGCUGCCCUAGAGUUUGGUGCUGGAGGUCAGCGGCAUUGUUCCCCUGGGUUCUUGGUUUUGUUGGGAUUGUGGCUUGUGGUGCGUUACUGGUGUUUGAGGUUUUGGUAGGGGGAUGGUGGUGGAUUUGGAGCUGGAUCCUGGGGUUUUUAAUGGCGGGUUUAGGUAUGGAACUUCGUUGGGUCGGUGCCCUAGAAUUGGUUCUGAGCUUGGAUUGGUAGCUUGGUGAAGGUUUAUGUGGUUCAGAUGAGGAAGGCCUUGCUUGGAAUGUCGUAAAGUUUGGAUUUUGGGGUGGGUUAGUCCGGGCUUACUGGUUUCCGGCCUUGGUCUCUGGGGUUUUCUUGGGUGAUACAUAACAUUGUCUAUCUUUUGAGCUAAAUACUGGUAAUCUUUCAACCGGUUUUUUGGUUUCUGCUGGUAUUUCCAGGUUGACUUUUUUCAGGGUUUUUUUCAAUAAAAAUUUUGGGUUUGGGUAUGCAGUAGAAGGAUUUUGGUUUUGAAACAGAGUGCCUAUCUUUAAGAGCUUCAGGUCUUGGUGUUGUUGAGGUGAUAUGCUUCUGUGAGAUCUUAUAACUUCGCUGUAGAGACUUGAUGUCCCUAGAUUCAGGUGUCUGUUUAGAGGUUGGUAUCAUGGAUCUGUGGUUCUCCGGGCUCUUAUAACACGCCAGUAGAAGAGACGUGUGCUCUUAGAGAUUCUUAAGGUUCUCUAGGCGCAGCUUUUGUUUUCGAGUGUUACUUAGGCCCUAGCCAGGUUUUUUUUCAGGUUCCUUGCCCUGUUCUUUCUUUCCUUCUUAGGUUGAGUAAUAUGGCCUGUACGAAGCUGGGAUCAAAAACUGAUGCUUUCCAACGGCAAGGACAAGCCUGGUUCUGCACAACUGGGCUUCCUAGUGAUGUUACCGUUGAAGUCGGAGACAUGUCGUUCCAUCUUCACAAGUUCCCUCUGCUGUCCAAGAGCAGUCUUCUGGAGAAAUUAAUCAAGGAGAAAUCUGACGAUGAGGAGGGCUGUGUCAUACAGCUAUAUGAUGUUCCUGGUAGUGCCGAAGCAUUUGAAAUAGUUGCCAAGUUCUGCUACGGCAUGAAGUUAGAACUUACUGCAUCAAAUGUUGUUUACCUACGCUGUGCUGCCGAGCAUCUUCAGAUGACAGAAGAAAUUGCAGAGGGCAACUUGAUCGCUCAGACUGAAACCUUCCUUAACCAAGUAGUACUCCGUAGCUGGAAGGAUUCAUUAAAAGCACUCCAAACAUGCAGUGAUCUUCUCCCACAUGCUGAAAAUCUUCAAAUUGUAAAGAGAUGCAUCGAGUCAUUAGCUGUUAAAGCAUGCACAGAUCCAAAUCUAUUUGGCUGGCCAAUGAUGGAGCAUGGUGUCAUGCAAAGCCCUGGUGGGAGUGUCUUGUGGAAUGGUAUAAGCACAGGAGCCAGGCCUAGACAAUGUAGCUCAGAUUGGUGGUAUGAGGAUGCCUCAUCAUUGAGUCUACCCAUGUAUAAGAGGCUGAUCUCGGUCAUGGAAUCUCGAGGCAUCAGACAAGAGAUGAUUGCUGGAUCAUUGACUUAUUAUGCCAAAAGGUAUCUUCCAGGACUGAAUAGACGUCAUAGUCAGGGAUCUGUAGCUUUGACGGCUGCACCAUCUGAAGAAGAACAGAAAAAUCUGCUCGAAGAGAUCGAUAGCUUGCUGCCUUUUCAGAAGGGUACAACAUCAACUAAAGUUUUGUUGGGGCUUCUUCGCACUGCCAUGAUUCUGCGAGCUAGCCCAUCAUGCAUUUCUAACCUGGAGAAAAGAAUAGGAAUGCAGCUAGACCAGGCCACCUUGGAAGAUCUACUUCUGCCAAACUUCUCGUACUCUAUGGAAACACUUUAUAAUGUAGACUGUGUCCAGAGAAUUCUUGUACACUUCUUAGCCAUGGAUCAGGCAACUGGCGGGGCCUCUUCUGGUUUGGUUGAUGAUGAGCAGCUGAUGGGCUCGCCUUCUUUGACACCAUUAACUACCGUUGCUAAGCUAAUUGAUGGGUACCUGGCGGAGGUUGCACCUGAUAUUAACUUGAAGCUGCCAAAGUUUCAAUCUUUGGCUGCUGCAGUACCUGAUUAUGGCCGACCGCUGGAUGAUGGACUCUAUCGUGCCAUCGACAUAUAUUUAAAGGCACACCCAUGGCUCACGGAGGCGGACAGGGAACAACUCUGCCGGCUGAUGGACUGCCAGAAGCUCUCCCUGGAAGCCUGCACUCAUGCUGCCCAGAACGAGCGACUCCCACUGCGAGUGGUAGUUCAAGUCCUCUUUUUCGAGCAGCUUCAAUUGAGGACCUCAAUUGCAGGUUGCUUGCUUGUCUCUGACAACCUCGACGGGUCGCGUCCCCUAAGGAGCGGCCUUGUAGGCUCAAGCGAGGGUGGUGGGUGGGCAACUGCUGUUAGGGAGAAUGAAGUCUUGAAAGUAGGCAUGGACCACAUGAGGAUGAGGGUAUCCGAGCUUGAGAAAGAGUGCUCAAGCAUGCGCCAAGAGAUUGAGAAGUUGGGCCGGGGGAGGAGCGGGUGGAGCAGUGUCCCGAGGAAGUUUGGAUUUAGGAUGAAGUCCCAGAUGUGCAGUGCUCAGGAGAGUUCCGUCAGCGAACAGCACAAGAAUGGGACCGGGAAGAUUGAGAAGCUGCAGGCGAAGCUUACAAAGCACAAGAAACACUUGCCUGCAGAUAUGUGAACUUUCACAUGACUCCGUUAUUAUUUUGCUGCUCUCAUGUCUUGCAAUAAAACUGCGAAUUCGAAUCCUUUUGGUCUCUUUCUGUUUUCUGUCUGCCUUUUCUUUUAUCUGAGGCUCCCACCCUUUCUCUACUAUGGAAGAUGGGAAUGUCUGGCCCUUGGUUUUCCUUCGUGCUGCUUCUUGUAAGUUGAAAUUGUAAUGCUGGAAUUGCAAAUUGGAGAACAUCUCUUGAAAAAAAUGUUUCAGAGUCCUUGUCAUAUAAAUUACUUCUGCAUUGCCAUUA